Corticium candelabrum is the source of this 1698-nucleotide messenger RNA. Its product is annotated as serine/threonine-protein kinase SIK2-like. Bases 1 to 1458 code for a protein of 485 amino acids. Gene Ontology annotation, biological process: intracellular signal transduction; protein phosphorylation. The transcript is spliced from 7 exons. Lineage: Eukaryota; Metazoa; Porifera; Homoscleromorpha; Homosclerophorida; Plakinidae. The record is from RefSeq and is a predicted model, not a curated record. Gene Ontology annotation, molecular function: ATP binding; protein serine/threonine kinase activity. Gene Ontology annotation, cellular component: cytoplasm.
AUGGCGUCGGAGGAGUUUGUGGAGGAGUUGGAGGUUGCUGAAACAGAAACUGAAAGUUUGUUUACGAUCAUGUUUUGUGCCAUCAUGUUUGAUUGGUUUGUGUCAAGAUGCUUGUAUGUGUGGAGUCUAGGAGUCAUUCUCUACUAUCUUGUGGUUGGUCGAGAGCCAUUCUGUGAAGCAAAUGACAGUGAAACUGUUAUUCGUAUAAUUGAUGGCGUGUAUGAUUUGCCAUCUACACUUUCUCCCAACUGUUGCAGUAUUAUCAAGGCUAUGCUGCAAGUUGAUCCUGAGAAGCGACCAUCAGCUAGCAAUUUGAGUCAUUUUCCAUGGCUGAAUGGUGUGAUAGAACCUUCAGAUCCAAUGUUGCCAAUGGUAGACAAAGAGGAGUUGACACCUGAAGAACAGGGUGAAAUCAUUGACAAGAUGGUGAAAGGUCGUAUUGGCAGUCAUGAAGAGAUCACAAAAUCUGUAAACAGUGGACGUUAUGACCACAUCACAGCCACAUUCUAUCUGUUGGCUGAGUCACAUUUACGUCGCAAACGAAUAGGAUACAGCACAGCAGCACAAAGUCUCACACUGAGGAAACUUUCAAUGCCAGAUGCAUUAGCAUUGUCUCCACGUGGAGAAUGGCAGAAGCCUAUGGUGCUGGAGUCUGCAACUAUAGAUAUGUCCGCCGUAAAGAAUGCUCUUAGUCCAGUGGAUCCAUUUGAUCGAAUUCGUAAGAGAAGUGCUGCCGAGACAGGAGUUCUGCGCCCUCCUCGUUCAAAUACCACACAGAAUAGUCCAGUUCAAAGAACCAGGGACCGUGGGGGAUUAAACUUGUUGGUCUCCCCUGUGAUGAGAGAACCAAUUAAGGCAGACCCUGUGAUUAUGAGUUCGCUGAUCAAUAAUGGUCAACUCAAUAAUGAGUCUGGAGAUGUCACAGAGAUAUCUGUCAGUCUUUGUAAUGGGGAAAACACACGCAGUCAGUCUCAAAAGAAGAAGUCAGUCACAUUUAUGCUAGAUUCUGACACUGAGCCGGCACUUGCAUCUCCCACGUUCAAAGAGCCAGAUGUUAAUCAACGAAUUGAGGACAAUCCUAGAUACGGUGGAGUGGUUGGACCAAAGGGUCGUAGACUAAAGUCAACCCGGAGUUCACCUCAGCUGAGAGUGGGGACAAGGAUGAUAGAUGAACAAACAGACAGUGAUGACGAGGUGAAUUUGCUGUUGUCUCCUGAUGUCAGUCGUUCUCAGUCUCCCCCCUGGUCUACUCAACGGUCGCGAUCACCAUCUCCAUGUAUGGUUAGCCGUCGUUUAUCACAUUCUUCUGGGGCAAGUCCUGAGUGCAGUAACAAAUGGAGUAAAUCAUCUGUGUUUGUCAGAAUAUCACACGAUGAGAGUUCUGGGGAAAGAGUGAAAGAGAAAGAGACCAAUAACAUAAUACUGGCUCGAGAAGGCAAGAUUCAUCAGGUUUCAUAAGGAAAAUUUGCGUCCUGUGAACACUAUUUCUGUGGCCGUUGUCUGUGGACAUUAAGAGUGAACCUCCUCUAGAUGUAGUUUGAGACAGGCUGUACUUUAGUGAACUUGCUGCUGUACAUACAUUUGUCUCAUAGUGCACUAUUUUAUUGGAUUGUACAGUAAGUAUUGCGUUUACCAUGUUUGGCAAUGACUUUGUAACAUGUUUUGAUGAGAAUAAAUAAUAACAACAAUAUUUAUAUA